Molecule: messenger RNA, 2448 nt
Organism: Aspergillus eucalypticola CBS 122712
Lineage: Eukaryota; Fungi; Ascomycota; Eurotiomycetes; Eurotiales; Aspergillaceae
Product: cytochrome P450 monooxygenase
Exons: 5
Coding region: 1-2448 (815 amino acids)
Biological process (GO): transcription initiation at RNA polymerase II promoter
Cellular component (GO): nucleus
Molecular function (GO): protein heterodimerization activity; iron ion binding; monooxygenase activity
Source: RefSeq, a predicted model, not a curated record
AUGUCCUCGCCACCACCCCCCUCCUCCAACCCUCUCAAACGCCCCUCCAUCUCCUCCGCCUCUUCCCAACCCCUCGGCAGCCAUCCCAAACGACCGCGCAUGCACCCCCUCCGCCAGACCUCCUUCCCCAACACCAUUGACGCAGACACGCGCACCUACAGCGACGCCGGCAGCGUGACGGGCAGUUUCACAGGCAGUUUAGGCGGGACCAGCGCAGAUGGCGUUUUUCUCACGAAAGGAAAGAAGCGCGGCCGCAAAAGUAAAGCAGAGAAGGAGCGCGAGAGGGAAGAAGGGAGUCUGCGGGCGGGGAUGGAUCGACUGGGGUCGGUGGAUGCGGAUGGCGCGUCGGUGAGGGGUGGUGCUGGUGGUGGAGGUGCUGGAGGAGGGGGAGAAGAUGCCGAUGAGGAUGAGGAUUUUGAUGAUGAGGGGGAGUUGUUGGGGAGGGAGGAGGGGACGACGGAUACGGAGGCGGAGAAGAAGAAUAUGGCAUUGCUGGUGGAUGCAUUCAAUCCCAUCCAGUCGGAACGAUACGAUUUGUUCAAACGAGCCAAGUUACGAAAGGAAACGCUACGACGUAUUGUCAAUCAUGCUCUGUCGCAGUCUGUGCCGGCUAGUGUGGUUACCACGAUUAAUGGCUUUACGAAGGUCUUUGCCGGUGAGAUUAUUGAGAAGGCUCGUACCGUGCAGGCUGAGUGGGCUCUUGCUCAUGAUCAGGCGGCUUUGGCUGCCAUUGAAGCUGAACAGGCGGCGACCACGACAACAACAACAACAGCAGCAACACCUGGGGGUAUUAAGCAGGAGCCCGUGGAGAGGGGGCCUAUGUCUACGCCUGCUGGGAAGAAGGAUGUUAAGUUGCCUCCGAAUCCCCAUCGGGGUCAGUUACUGCCUUCACAUCUGAGGGAAGCGCUGCGGCGGUAUAAGCGGGAUGGAGAGGGUGGUGGCGUAGGGUUCUCCGGGCUGAGUAUGGGUAUUUCCCUGCUCGUGAUUUACCCCAUAAGCCGCAUUAUCUACAAUGUAUUGUUCAGUCCAUUGAGUCACUUACCCGGGCCGAUUAGUUGGUCUGCCACCCGUUUGCCGUUCAUUAGGGCACUACUUCGGGGCACGAUUGUCCAUGACUUUGAAAGAUUGCAUCGCAAGUAUGGGCCUAUUGUGCGUACCGCCCCCGACGAGGUCAGCUUUGCCAGCGGGGACGCUUGGACAGACAUCUAUGCGAGUCGGCCUGACGAUCGCCAAUUUCUCAAGGAUCCCCUCUGGUGGCGAAGGCAGCCUGGCCAGCCUGAUACUCUUUUGAGUGCGAUCCAUCCGGCCAAACAUUCUCGUAUGCGGAAGUUACUCGUUCCAGCCUUCACUCCGCGUGCUUUGAGGGCGCAAGAGGCUGUGCUGCAGAGAUAUGCCUCACUUCUCGUCGACCGGAUCAGAGACCAAGUGUCAGCCGCUGGCACAGACGGAGCAGUGGUUGACAUGGGCCCCUGGUUCAAUUUCACCACUUUUGACAUUUUCGGCGACCUCGGCUUUGGCGAGUCCUUUGAUUGUCUGCAGCACUCACGGUAUCACCCCUGGAUUGCGCUGCUAUUCGGUAGUGUUAAGGCGGCCUCAUUUACUGCGGCAGCGCGGUAUUACCCCCCGUUAGAAGCGCUACUGAUGAAAUGCAUCCCCCGCUCGCUGCACGAAAAGAGUCAGCGCCAUUACCGGCAAAUCGUGGACAAGAUCGACCGACGGCUUAGCUGGGAACUUCAGCGACCAGAUAUCAUGUCUCACUUAAUCAAUGAGCAUGGCCAAGUGGCAUUACCACGGGGGGAGCUUAACUCGACCUUUAUGAUAUUGACUACAACGGGCAGUGAAACAACUGCCACGGUGUUGACGGGUAUAUUGGCCUAUCUAGUGAAUGAACCACCAAUUCAGGAGCGCCUCAUCCGAGAGAUCCGCGAAAGGUUCGACUCUAGUCACGACAUCAACCUCUCAGCGGCGGCGGAUCUCUCGUACCUCACUGCAGUGAUCCAGGAGGGUCUCCGACUGUGUCCACCCGUGCCGUGGAUGCUUCCCCGCCAGGUGCCACCGGGAGGAAGUACUGUGUGUGGGACAUGGUUACCAGGCGGAGUAAACUCGGUCUCUCUGCAGGCUUAUACCCUCAAUCGCGACCCCUCUCGCUUCCAUGCAGCCUCCUCCUUCAUUCCAGAGCGAUGGCUUCCGGAUGCGUUGAACAACCCUAACUCACCCUUUUACCACGAUGACCGUCAGGCGGUGCAGCCGUUCAGCAUGGGGCCACGGUCUUGCCUAGGUCAGCACCUGGCGUGGGCAGAGAUCAGAUUGAUCCUCACAAAAUUACUGGUCAGCUUUGAUUUCGAGGCGGUAGAGGGGAAACGCCUGCAAUGGGAAGAAUUGCGGACCUUCUUGCUGGUGGAGAAGCGACCCUUGGAGGUGCGAGUGCGGCUGGCCUCGUCUUGGUAG